Erythranthe guttata (spotted monkey flower) is the source of this 785-nucleotide messenger RNA. RefSeq names its product protein MIZU-KUSSEI 1. Lineage: Eukaryota; Viridiplantae; Streptophyta; Magnoliopsida; Lamiales; Phrymaceae. Gene Ontology annotation, biological process: hydrotropism. The record is from RefSeq and is a predicted model, not a curated record.
CACAUUGUUCUCGAUCCUCCCAUUGCUCAUAUAAAUCCGGUAAUGGGAGACCCAAACGCGCCGCCGCCACCUCCGCCGCCGCCGGCACAGGGUCUAACGCUCGUCCAGCCUUCAACCAAGAAGAAACACAAGCCGGUCAAAGUAUUCCGCGUAUUCCGGAACGUCCUCCGAUCAUUCCCAAUCAUAACAACCCCAGCGUGCAAGCUCCCCUCCCUCCCCGGCGGCCGCCUCCCCGACGGAAAAUCCUCCGGCGGAGGAUCGCGCGUGACGGGAACGCUCUUCGGGUACAGAAAGGGGCGUGUGAGCUUCUCGAUCCAGGAGAAUCCGAGGACGCUGCCGAUGCUGGUGGUGGAAAUGGCGAUUCAGACGCACGCGCUGCAGAAGGAGCUGGGGUUGGGGAUGCUGAGGAUCGCCAUGGAGUGCGAGAAGCGGCCGGACAAGGACAAGACGAAGCUGCUCGACGAGCCGGUCUGGACGAUGUUCAGCAACGGGAAGAAGAACGGCUACGGCGCCAGGAGGGAGGCGACGGAGGAGGAUCUGCACGUGAUGGAGGUGCUCAAGGCGGUGUCGAUGGGGGCCGGGGUUCUUCCGCCGUGGACGGAGGAGGCCGCGGCGGCGGAGGGUGGCGAUGGAGAGAUGGCGUACAUGAGGGGCCACUUCGAGCGUGUGGUUGGGUCCAAGGAUUCGGAGACGUUGUACAUGUUGAGCCCCGAUGGGAGCAGUGGGCCCGACUUGAGUAUUUUCUUUGUAAGAAUUUAAUCUUUAAAUUAAUAAAAUAAAAUUUA